UUAGAACAAAUCCGUUCUCUUCUUCUCCAUUCCUCUCCCUCCGAAAACCCUAAUUUUAUCUUCUUCAUCUCUCCCUCUCCGUGUAUAUUCUCGUUUUACGAUGACCAGUUGAAAUCGUGAACAGAUCGAUAAAUGGAGACAGAUGCGUGCGAUGUAAACCAGCUCGAAUCCGAUGCGCUUCUUCCUCCUCGGAAGCGUUUGCUCGCAGGAUUGAAGAAGCAGAAUUUCAAUGGCAAUGGAUCUCCGAGCCCUCCUCCUCCUCCUGCAGGUGGAGUUUCGUCCUCCUCUACUUCAAAUGGCUCCUCUGGCUCAGCCAAUGUGCAAACCCAUCUUGACAACAUACUGGUGUCGCAUCUCAACGACCCGAAUCUCAGGCCUGAGGAUAUCGCUGAGUCCUCGAGGUCUGCUGCUGCUGCCGCGGCUAAGAAUGCAAAGGUGGCGAGAGCCGCCGCAGAAGAGAAGGCCUUGAUCGCUGCCAAGGCCAUUGCUGCGGCCAAGAGUGCUUUAGAAUUGUUUUACUCUUUCACUGAGGAGGUAAUUAGUGGGAAGGAUAGGUCUCCGAGGAAGAAUAAGCAGAAGAAGCAUGUUCAGCAGAAGAAGCAUGUUCCAGUUGAGCUCUUGUAUUCGAAUACAAAGGAUCCUGGUGCUGUGGAUGAGGAUUUAGCGCGUAGGUUACACCGAGCUAUAAAUAGUUCCCCUAGAGUGUUGAGGACUAGCCCUAGUCCUGAGGGGAAGGGUCACAAGAACAAGAAACAUAAGGCCAUAGUUACUUCUGAGAAUCCGAUGGUUGAAGUUGGGAGUAGUGUAGUAUCUGGUUCUAUGUUCAGGGAGCAUGACAUUGCUGGGGUCGUGGAUUCAGACAGCUCGAACGACAAUGAUUUGGACAAAACCAGAGCAAACGAGAAGACACCCGUUUGCCACAAGGGCAAGGGAUCAGAUCCAGACAACAUGGAAGAAGAUUCGACUCCAUUGCAGGACAAAAUAGGGGAUGAAAGCAACUCAUUGGGUAAGAGAAGGGGAAGAGUGAAGCUAAAGAAGCUGGCUUUAAGCAUUUGUAAUACUAAGGAUCAAGAAAAUCACAAGGAAGGACUCGUCAAAAGCUCCCAGUCUACAUUGCACGAGAAGGACGCUUCCGGAAAUAGAAACAACGGUAAGUCGCUGGCUCAACCCGAGUGUUGUGCCAGCGAAGGCGUGAUUCCGGUCGUAUCAGGACCAUCAUGGAAAUGCCAAGAUUUGAAGGCUCCUGAAUGUGCAAAGCAAAACAAAGCCGUCCGUUCUUAGUGAAUGUCUCGUGUGACAGCGAGAUCGGUUCGAUCGGCUUUAGACGAGACUGCCACUGGAGUGUCGGCCUUGUGUUAGCAGUACCUUGUGCUUCUGCCAAUAAAUUUGAGUCCGUACUGACCAAGUGCCGGACCCAACGACGGAUCCGGUCCGUCUCCGCUCCGACGAGCGGAACCGUCAGCCUUAUCGUCGCCGCCACCGGACGCCGAGUCAGGAUCUCCUUCAGAGCCGCCAUUGUCGGGGGAAUUCCGAGAUCGGCCUCUUUCUCCGCAAGUAAAAUUCCAGGCUCCAGGGUUCUAAGCCUUGAGUCUGGGCCUUGUUUUGGGCCUUUGAGCUUAAUCAAUAGGCCCAAUUCAGAGCAGUCCCUACCCAGUCAAGCCUUCAUCCUUGGAAAGAAGACCUUGUUGAAUUGGAUUUUAUACGUAGGAUGGCAUUUGGGAUUUCGGUUCGUUAUUUUCUAAUUCGGUUUGGAAACAAUUUAGUCGGUUAUAUAAUAAUUGUAUUAAAUUAGAAUGGAUGUGAA
Messenger RNA from Tarenaya hassleriana, 1804 nucleotides. RefSeq names its product PHD finger protein 14-like. The coding region runs from base 133 to 1281 and encodes 382 amino acids. The transcript is spliced from 4 exons. NCBI's taxonomy places the organism in Eukaryota, Viridiplantae, Streptophyta, Magnoliopsida, Brassicales, Cleomaceae. The record is from RefSeq and is a predicted model, not a curated record.